CCUAAUGUCUAUAAAAUUCCCACUGUUUUGGGUAUCAGCAAAGAGGGUACCAUAAGAUCAGCCCCUGCCUUCUCUAUGGCUGGCCGUGAAAAGCCUCGUCCCUUGCCAAGUCUUCUAUUUCCCGGUCCAGGUUUUUAUGAUGCCGAAUAUACCGCCAUUAAACGCAAACCGCCCAUGUAUUCUAUGGGCGGCAAACACAAAAUACCCAGUGAUGAUCAUAUGAAACCUGGUCCCGGUGCUCAUUGUCCAGAAAAGGUCAAUCUCUCCAAUGUUCCCGCUUAUAGUUUUGGCAUUAAACAUUCUCCCUAUUUGGGCUGCAUACGGGAACAUCAUGAUCAUGGCUUUUCGGGCAUUUGUUAAAUUCAACAUUACAUUCCUUUUCUCCUUAACUUUAAAUCGUUUCAAUUUCUUAUGGCCUGCCGUUUUUAUUUUUUGCUGAUACCUUUACUUUUAUUUUUAUCUAAACUCUCUAUUCUUUUUGAAUUUUAUGUUACUUUUCUUUAAGCUCUUAAAGUUCUUCUUUUUUUUGACUUUAUUAUAUUUAUUAAUCAAUCAAGUAUUGUAUUAUUUUUUUUAAUUAUAAAAUUGAGUUAUUUUUUUUUAAAGAUUUUUAUCUACUUAUUUUUAUAUAAAAAGAAAUUUGUACAUUUUGUAAAAUACUAACACAUUUUUAUUGGACAACAAAAUUGUGUUCUACUAAUUUAAACGACAUUGAACAAAUAAAACAAAAACAAAACAAGAAAAUACAUUAAUAUUAAUAAGACACAAUUCGAAAUAAAUAAGAAAUUAACAUUUAAAAAAA
Messenger RNA from Calliphora vicina (urban bluebottle blowfly), 802 nucleotides. RefSeq names its product ciliary microtubule associated protein 1A-like. Lineage: Eukaryota; Metazoa; Arthropoda; Insecta; Diptera; Calliphoridae. The record is from RefSeq and is a predicted model, not a curated record. The transcript is spliced from 2 exons. Bases 76 to 360 code for a protein of 94 amino acids.